Messenger RNA from Gaeumannomyces tritici R3-111a-1, 2075 nucleotides. RefSeq lists its product as hypothetical. Gene Ontology annotation, cellular component: plasma membrane. Gene Ontology annotation, biological process: iron ion transport; copper ion import; intracellular iron ion homeostasis. The record is from RefSeq and is a predicted model, not a curated record. Lineage: Eukaryota; Fungi; Ascomycota; Sordariomycetes; Magnaporthales; Magnaporthaceae. Bases 177 to 2006 code for a protein of 609 amino acids. Gene Ontology annotation, molecular function: ferric-chelate reductase activity. The transcript is spliced from 2 exons.
AGACAGAAACAGUCGCACAAUACAAUUUCUUUACGAUGUUUCGGCUGCGCAUGUCUCGCGUGAGGUCUCGGCCGAUAGCUUGUGCGACGGGCGGUCCGCUACAAAAGUCUCACCAUGGCCCUCGUGCAAGGUGCUGACGACUUGUCCUCGCAGGUGCCAGACGGCUGUAGUUCAUUAUGAAGCUUCUACUGCUGGCCUCUCCGGCCGCCGCCCUCGUCGGCUACGGCAUCCGCCUGUACGCGCCCGUGUGCGCCGCUGCCUGCCGUGAGGCCAUCGCGCCCGCCCUUCUGGCCUGCUCGCGCGUGACGACGACGCCGCAAUGCAGGGCAUCCGACGCGUCCUUUCUCACGACGCUGGCCUGGUGCAUUAGAAGCACGUGCGCCGCCGAGCCCUGGGAGCUGGAAAAGUACUGGGCCGAGAAGGCGACGGGCGGCGCCGUGCCUAUAUGGACGUAUCAGCAGGCAUUGGGUCGCAUCGAGGCGCCGACUAGGACUUUCAGCGGCAACGGCGUCCUCGGCUUCACCGCGCUGGUUGACAUGGACGUCUGGACUGCCACACGGGACACUCUGGUUGCGUUUGAGCGGGCAGAGACGCUGAAUUCUCGAUUUGGCAUCAUUCUGCUCGUGGCGGCGACGGCCGUGCCCGUGCUGCUUACCGUUGCCAACCGCCUGCCCUUUUGCACGGGUCUGAUCGCCCGGCUACGGCCGCUUGUCGACCCCGCCCUCAUCGGCCGCUACCACGUCCGCCCGCUCCCGCACCAUGCCGGCAACGCACCCACGACCGGACAGGCCCUGUACGUGGGCGCGCUCGCCGUGCUGACGGCCGCACUGACGGCCUUGGGCUACACGACCACGCCGGGCAGCACGUUUUAUGCGUCGCCGUGGCAGGAAACGGUGGCGUCAGUAGGCGCCCGCACCGGCGUCCUGGCACUGGCCCUGGCCCCGCUCGUCAUCCUGCUUUCGGGCCGCAACAGCUUCCUGCUCUGGGCCACCGACUGGCCACACUCGACCUUUGUGCUGCUGCACCGCUGGGCCGCCCGGCUUUUCGGGCUGCAGGUCGUGCUACAUUCGGCGCUGGAGCUGGCGCUGUACGCCGACAUGGCCAUGCUGGACACGCAGAGAGAGGCGUUUUGGGUCUGGGGAUGCGUCGCGACCGUUGCCGCGUGUUUAAUGCUCGUGCUCAGCGUCCUGGCCGUACGCCGCCUAUCGUAUGAGGUGUUCCUGGGCCUGCACGUGGUCCUGGCCGUCGCGGUGCUGGUCGGGUCCUGGUACCACGUCGAGCUGCGGUUCCAGCGCCAGUACGGCUACGAGAUGUGGCUGUACGCAGCGUGCGCCGUCUGGGCCUCGGAGCGGCUGCUGCGGCUGCUGCGCGUGGCCAAGAACGGCGUCCGGACCGCCGAGGUAACGCCGGUGACCGCCGACGUGAUGCGCGUUGAUAUCCCUGGCAUCACGUGGGCCGGCCCGGGAAUGCACGUCUACGUCUACUUUCCGACGUUGCACUUCCGCCCGUGGGAGAACCACCCGUUUUCGGUGGUGCCGACAUCGCUGCUGGGGGAGCAGGACGGCAAGUUGUCUGCUGACACUUCGGGCAUCACGCUCUACGUGCGGCGGUCCAGCGGCAUGUCGCGCCGCCUGAGAGCAGGCGCGCUCACAACCCUGUUGGACGGACCGUACCGCAAUCACGCGACCCUCCUUGAGUGCGACCGGCUCGUGCUAAUAGCCGGCGGCAUCGGCAUCACGGGCGUCCUGGCCUUGUCGCACCCCAACGCGAAGCUCUACUGGGCGCUGCGCGAGGACGCCGUCGGGCUGGCCCGGGACCUGCAGGGGGCGCUGGCCGGCAUGGACAAGGAGGUGGGUCGGCUGGACGUGGCGGCCAUCUUGGACCGCGAGGCCGGGUGGAAGCGGGUUGGGGUGGUGGUGUGCGGGCCGGCAGGUCUCUGCGACGACGUGCGGGCGCUGGUGGCAGAGAGGGGCUGGGGGUUACAGGUGGAAGCGUACUCGUGGUGAGGAAGCGCUCGUGGUGAAGACAGUAGAUAAAUUAAUUAGCUAUUACAAGAGACUGUUGUGACUGUUACA